UGAACACCGUGGAUGUCCGCAUUCCAUAGGAGCGCACAUGCAGACGGAGCAGGGCAGUGCAGGAGCCGAUUAUAUGACCGGCCAAGUCACCCUGUAAAUAGUUCUUACUGGUACAACUGGCACACUGUGCUGUACAUUUCUGUACAUAUUUCGUUAAAAGAAAGACAAUUAAAAAGUUAUAUGCUGUUUUAUACUUUUCUCGUAUUUUUUUCUCGUAAUAUCCUUAUGGAAUGACUUGUAGCUAGCUACCUGCCUAUGACAACCGAUUUAAAUGUGAGAGGUGUACCGACAUCCAAAACGAUAGCCAACUACACACAAUUUGAAUCGUAUCCUUUGGAAUACGUUAAUCAGUGUGGCAUCAUGGUGAUCGUAAAGGAGAGAAGCCCGGGGUCCCAGCCCAACCAUACUCAUGGAAGGCCUCUACAGGUCGGCUUCUACGAGAUCAUCCGCACACUGGGGAAAGGAAACUUCGCUGUGGUCAAACUGGCAAGGCACAAAGUCACCAAAACACAGGUGGCCAUAAAGAUCAUUGACAAGACCAGACUAAACCCAUCCAACCUAGAGAAGAUCUACAGAGAGGUCCAGAUCAUGAAGCUGCUGAACCACCCCCAUAUCAUCAAACUCUACCAGGUUAUGGAGACUAAAGAUAUGCUGUAUAUUGUGACAGAAUACGCCAAAAAUGGAGAGAUGUUCGACUACUUGACCUCAAACGGGCGCAUGAGCGAGAAUGAGGCACGGAAGAAGUUCUGGCAGAUCCUAAUGGCGGUGGACUACUGCCACAGGCACCACAUCGUUCACCGUGACCUCAAGACUGAGAACCUGCUGCUGGACACCAAUAUGAACAUCAAAUUGGCCGACUUUGGAUUUGGAAACUUCUACAACUCAGGCGAGCCCCUGUCUACGUGGUGCGGCAGCCCCCCCUAUGCAGCACCCGAGGUGUUUGAGGGGAAGGAGUACGAAGGGCCACAGUUGGAUAUCUGGAGUUUGGGUGUGGUUCUGUACGUUCUCGUGUGCGGAUCCCUUCCGUUCGACGGGCCUAGCCUUCCCGCCCUCAGACAGAGAGUCACAGAGGGGCGCUUCAGAAUCCCCUUCUUCAUGUCUCAAGACUGUGAGAACCUGAUCCGUAAGAUGUUGGUGGUGGACCCAACCAAGAGGAUCAGCGUGGCCCAGAUCAAGCAGCACCGCUGGAUGCUGGCUGACCCCACAGCUCCUAACCAGACCCUCAGUAUGGCACUGCCCCUCACAGACUACAACUCCAACCUGGGGGACUACAGCGAGCCCGUCCUGGGCAUCAUGCAAACCCUGGGCAUCGACCGCCAGAGGACCAUCGAGUCUCUGCUGAGCAGCAGCUACAACCACUUCUCAGCCAUCUACUACCUGCUGUUGGAGAGGGACAGGGAGCACCGGGCCUUGCAGCUCAGUCGCCAGUGUGGACCCUGGACCCAGAAACCCAGGAACACCUCCGACUCCGGUACCCCAGAGGUCAUCAUGGAGGACAGCUUCAGAACUUCAGCCUACCCCAUUCAUUGCAAGACCACCCCUCCCAUGCAACCGGAGAUGGAAUAUGACCAAGGUGCAUUGUUCCAGCGUGUGGUGUUCCCGGUGGAAGCCAGUCUGAACCAACUGCUGUGUAACCGCUCCAUCUCCCCAAACAGCCUGCUGGAGACCAGCAUCAGUGAGGAGGUGCGGCCCCGUGACUUGGAGGAGGUCACAAACACCUGCUCAUCCCUCGUCCUGCCCACCACCACCACCUCCCGGCGACACACCCUGGCCGAGGUCUCCCCUCACUUCUACCAGUGCAAUCCCCCCUGCAUCGUGGUCAGCCUCUCCGACGGUGCAUCGUCUGACAGCUGUCUGAAGUCCUUGUCCACCCCCAACCCUGCCCUGCGCCCUUCUGUGGGGGGGCUGUCAGCCAUGCCAGCCUCUGGGACUGACCCCAGGGUGCUGGUCUCUGCCGGUACCCAGCUGGCCCUCUCCUCUCAUCUCCUCCCCCAGGCCCAAGCUUCCAGCUUCCAGGAGGGCCGCAGAGCCUCUGACACCUCCCUAACACAAGGUCUUAAAGCCUUCCGCCAACAGCUGAGGAAGAACACGCGCACUAAGGGUCUUCUGGGUCUGAAUAAGAUCAAUGGUCUGGCAAGGCAGGUCUGCCAUCUGACCUCCGACCACAGUAGCCGUGGCAGCCGGGGAUCAAUAGGCCCCACCAUCAAUGAGCACUGCAGCAUGCUGGAGGAAGUUCUGCAACAGCAAAGAAUGCUCCAGAUCCAGCACCAGCCCCAGGCUCCUCAGUCAGCAUCUACCCAGAACCCUCUGCACUUCCUGUCCCAGCAGCAGCCCCCCUCCCCCACAUCCGUUUACGCCACCUCAACCCUGUUUGACACCUCCGCCUCCUCCCUCCCCCAGAGGGAACAUCAACACCCCCUUUCCCCACACCAGAGUCUCCAGGCUCUCCAGCACGCCUUCUGGCAGCAGCCUUUGGAGUCAUCUUCCUCCUCCUAUGGCUCCUCUUCCUCCUGCUCCGCAUCAUCAGCCUCCUCUACCUUCCUCUCCCCCGUGGCCUCCGCUGCUUACCUCCUCGAGGCUCGCCUGCACAUCAGCCAGCAACCCAGCCUCCAUCCCCAGACCAACCUACACUACCAAUCCCAGGCCCAGAGCCAGGCCUUCACCCAGGGCCCCUUACCCCUCAUGGCCAGGCAGGGGAUGUGGAGCCUGGAUUCAGCCUCCGGGAGAGAGUCGGAGAUGCAGGAGCUGAGCCUGGGUGGGCAGCUGAGCAGCUGUGUGAUGGUGAAGUAAUGGAGAGAAAGAAAGGCCAAACAGGAAACAACAAAUUCCUACUAGACCAGAGUACUUGUUCUGUAUGGCAACCAGAGUAAAAAUGUCAUGGUGAUGUCAUCACUGAUGAACAAGAAGGGUGAGCACUUUUUGACAGUGGGAACAGAACUUUGAGCUGUGGAGUUGCUCACAGAUCAUCAGAUGAUGAGAAGAUGAUAGGACGACAGAACAAAUUGUCCAAAGUGUGAAAAGAGAACUAUUGGGGAGAACUAUAUGAAAAACUGAGCAUAGAGUGGACAGAUUUUUUUAAAUGAUGAAAGUGACAAAUCUAAAUUCUGUUGAACAACAUGCAAACACUCACAUCUAGGUGUGUGUAUCUGUGUGUGAUCACAUAAGCUGACAAUUAAGCAAUAACAAAACUCUGGAGAGGUGACUGUGCUCUUUUCGGAUCCCCAGAGAAGCAAUAAAGGUCUGGGACCACCUCAACGCAACACUGUACCUGUCCUUUCUCCCUAAUAGGGAAUCCAACUCACCCAACUCAUUUUCUGGAGGGGUGUGUGAAGGACUAAUCUUAAAAAACAAUGAGGAGUGGUAUCAAUGAACCAGAUGAGGUCAUGUAAGAACUAUUUCAACAGUUUCUUCAGUUAUUUUGUUUGUUUGAAAACAGGAGGAUCUAGUCUUCCUGAUUUAGUUUGUUACUUUUUCAGUUUUGCUCACUGUAUAGAGACUUUUAUUACAUUUCAUUGUUUUUUACUUUAUUAUUUUUUUAAACGAUUUGCCUUUUGGAGAAGAUAUUACUUUGUGGCAAUCCUACAAGCAUUCAGCAUCAGAACAAUUUUAAUCUUCAAACUUUCUUUGAACACAAUGUUACAGUGAUUUGACAAACUGUGAUUUGUUUGUGCAAGAUUCUAGCUGCGCUAAUGCUGCUUUUACCUCAGAAGAAGAUAAAACCUGGUAUAUCUUGAUCAGACAAAACUGAAUAAAAAAUAUACUUGCUGAGUGUCUAAAGCACAGUAGGUAUUGCUAUUAGCAAGCUGUGUGUGUGUGUGUGUGUGCCUUACAAAAAGGUUGAUUUCAAUUUAUAAUUUAUACUUAUAUAUGGUUACUUUCUAAUCAUAUUCUCUCUGCUGUUAUGUCAUUUUGGUGAGGAAUCCUCAACCAUGCUAUUCUGCUGUUUUAUCACUACCUUCUCAGGUAACCAAGUCCCAAAAAUGUGGAAACAUUGUCUAAACUGAAGAUCCUGAAGACCUACAGUAUGAGCAUGAUGUCAUUCCCUAUCAGAGGAAAACAAGACUUUAACCACUUUUAUUUUCACUUGAUGUAUAGGCUGUGUGUAGCUAUAUGCUGUACUACUUUCACAUAGCCAGAACAAAGACUAUAAUGCAAUAUUUCACAUUGAAAUGCAUAGGAAAUGAGAAAUGAAACGCUGACAGGAUCGUACAUUACUUGCCUGCUGGCAUUUAUUCGAUUUCUUUGAUUUUAUUAGUAAAUUUUUUCAUUUUUGUAUGAUUGUAAGAGAUUUUAAAACCUUUUGGAGGGCGCUAGCUGAGUAGAUCAGGUACCUGAACGCUUCUGUUUUUGAUGAACAUGAACAUAGAUAUGAAUAGAUUUAAAAGAAAGGACCCAAACCAUUUCAUAGUGCUUUUCCUCUUCACAUCACGGUUGCCUCUGCCAUUGUAUAAUGGCAGAACUAGAGAUAAGCCAAAGAGAGAGCAGAGUAAGAGAAAGAAGCACUGCUUUCCAGCAAAUGCUAGCUAGCUAGUGCUUUCAUGGCAUACUCUGUGUGGCUCCUGCUAUGAGCUUCUGCCACAAGAUGCGAAGGUGUUAAAUUCCCCUAGCAGUUGGGUUCCAGGACCAUGGCUGUAUUUGUUUUUGUAUUUUCUAAGAAAAUAAGAAAAGAAAUGGAAAACUUUUUUUUUUGCUGUAAUGUGAGUUUUUCAAUUGAUUGGCCGCAGGUGGUAGAGGUCGCUAGCUAGAGGUUAAUACAACGUACUUAGGUGUAUGUGUUAGGCCUAUUUAUUUUUAGAGAAUGUGUUUGAAACAGCACCAUUUACUUCAGCUGUUUACACCAUGAUAGCGGUGGACCUUUGUUAUUUUGGUUAGUUUGACCAUAUCUGUGAAGUGUCUUCUUUUGAACAACAUGUUGAAGAGGAAAAGUGUUGGAAGCCUGAAGCUUAAAAGUUGUUUGAUCGAUUUCUCUCUGAAAUAAGCAGUGUUAAUAUUUCUAAAUGACAUUAUAUUUUGCUUGAUUACACUCACCAACAGUGCUUGUGCCUUCUUCAGAAGAAAACCCUAUGAUCAGAGUAACUCUCUUUUGUCCAAUCAGCACAAAGAGAAAACAGCUGGGCCCAUAAGACCCAGAUCUGCUACUUUUGCUGUAUUAAAGAAAAAAAUAACUUUACAAUGAAUAUAUCUCAUUUCUGAAAUAUGUUUAGUUUCUCCUGUUGGUCCAGAAAACUCUUCACAAACUUAGUUUGACCAAACUAUUGAAAACAAAAUAACCUUUUUGACGCAUAUCUGUAAGAUGUCCUUUUUGGUAAAAUGUUGGAUAUGAAGAAAUAUGCGUUUUGAUUUUCCUGAUUUUCUACUUGACUGUGUGUGUGUGUUUGUAUGAAUGUUAUAUGAAAAUAAAGAUUGUUUAUUUGUGUGGCUAAUUUAUUUGAAUAAAAGAUGAAUAAACAUGAA
Salvelinus fontinalis (brook trout) is the source of this 5454-nucleotide messenger RNA. Its product is annotated as serine/threonine-protein kinase SIK2-like. Bases 256 to 2790 code for a protein of 844 amino acids. Gene Ontology annotation, molecular function: tau-protein kinase activity; protein serine/threonine kinase activity; ATP binding. The record is from RefSeq and is a predicted model, not a curated record. The transcript is spliced from 11 exons. Gene Ontology annotation, biological process: intracellular signal transduction; microtubule cytoskeleton organization; protein phosphorylation. NCBI's taxonomy places the organism in Eukaryota, Metazoa, Chordata, Actinopteri, Salmoniformes, Salmonidae. Gene Ontology annotation, cellular component: cytoplasm.